GUCGGAGUAUAAUAUUGCAGGCUUAAGCUUGGAAUGUCUUACACACGGCAAAUUAACUUAAGUAUAGACUUGCUCCCAUGCAUGAGCAUGCACGCCUGCUCUUCCCUAGCUUAACCCUCCACCAACUCUUUGACGAGCAAUUUCACGACAACUAACGAUGGCCUCCUUCAAAUUCUGGGAGAACCCAAAUUAUGAUAGGACCACCAAACGAACUGACAACAAGAGGCGGAUGAAAUUAAUCAGGUCUUAUGCCCCCGAUUGGACUAUCACGAUUAUUUUGGCGAUUGUGUUCUUCGUCCUCGACGGCGUUCACGGCUUCCGACGAGAAUUUUCGGUGCAUGAUGAAACCAUACUUUUCCCGUUUGCAGUUCAUGAACGUGUUCCGGACAUUGCCCUGUACUUCAUUGCGAUUGUGGCGCCGCUCGUCAUUCAAUUGGUAGUGAAUUUACUCACUGUUCGGUCCUUCUGGGAUUACCACUGCAGCGCACUCGGGCUCAUCCUGGGGCUUGCCAUCACAGGGGCCAUCACUCAGUUCACGAAGAUCACUGUUGGCCGUCCCCGUCCAGAUCUUCUCGCACGAUGCAUGCCGAUUCCAGGCUCCUCGGACCCCACUUAUGGACUCUCGUCAGAUGCAAUAUGCACAAACACCGACACAGCUAUCAUGAUCGAUGGUUGGAGGAGCUUCCCUAGUGGCCACGCCAGUUUAUCUCAUGCCGGACUUGGCUUCCUAUCGUAUUAUUUAGCCGGAAAGAUGCACCUGUUCGAUACCAGAGGCCACGCUCACAAAGCAUGGAUCUCCGUUACUCCUAUCUUUGGGGCCAUCCUGGUGGCCAUUUCCCGUACCAUGGACUACCGACACCACUGGCAGGACGUCGUAGCUGGAGCCAUCCUCGGAUUGGUUGUUUCAUAUUUUGCAUAUCGCCAAUACUUUCCUUCGCUAUCAUCGUCAAUGUCUCACAAACCGCAUCCCCCGAGAGUGCGACGUGAAGAGGAGCUGCCUACUGUCAACUCCGCAACUAGCCACCACAAUCUGUCCUAUACAGAUGGCACGGAGGGAGAAGAAGUGGAGUUGGUUGGUGGUAGUGUGCGCAAGCCUGAUCCAGCUCUCACAGGGAGACAAGGCGAACAUGAGGCCGACGGUCCAUCUGCUCUGCCCGCCGCUGUACUUCAGGAAGCCACCAAAGGUCUCCUGAACUUCAACGGAACUGGCAUCGGCAUCGCUGAGAUUUCGCAUCGGUCCAAAGAGUUCACGGCGUAUCUACAAGGCGUCGAACAAAACAUCAGAAAACUUCUCGACGUCCAGCCCACACACUCCAUCUUAUUCACUCAGGGGGGUGGAUCCACGCAGUUCUCAGCCGUCGUGCUGAACAUGCUGGCGCGACAUCACCUCCUCCACCCUCAAUUGACAAAUGAAGACCGAGUACUGGAUUAUGUGGUCACAGGGUCCUGGAGCAAAAAGGCAGCUGAGGAGGCAAGACGCAUGGGGAGCACCGUCAACAUUGCAGCCGAUUCUCGCAAAUACUCUAAAGACCAGAAAUCCUUUGACAACAUCCCAACCGCAGAUGCGUAUUCCUUCUCAAAUGACCCAGCUCUCAUCUACUACUGCGCCAAUGAGACCGUCGACGGCGUGGAGUUCUCGGCUGAGGAAACCUCACCAGCCUCCUUUCCCUUCCAUCUUCUCCCAAAAAAUGCACUUAUCCCACUUGUCGGGGAUUAUUCCUCCUCCUUCAUGUCGAGGCCGAUUCCUCAUCUUUCAGACCACGCUAUCAUAUAUGCUGGCGCGCAGAAAAACGUUGGCCCCGCCGGUCUCACCAUCUUAAUCGUCAGAAACGAUUGUAUCGUUGACGUCGACGCCGCUGCGAGGCUCGGGGCGAUCCCAGUCCCAAUCUGUUUUUCGUACAAAACGCUCGCAGAUCAUAACAGCAUGUACAACACUCCCCCAGUCCUCUCCAUCUACAUUACCGGUCUCGUUCUUGAGUAUAUGCUCCAGCUAGGAGGAUUAGACUAUUACGCUGGCCUCACAAACCGUAAAUCGAAGAAGCUGUAUGAUGUGCUCAAGGAUGGCGAAACCAAAGGCAUCUUCAAAGGUAAAGUGAAGGAAGGCUCUGGUAGCCAGAUGAAUGUCGUCUUCGACGUCCUUGGCGAAGGGUUGUUAGCCAAGUUCAUUUCUGGCGCAGAGGAGCGAGGCAUGAAGGGUCUCAAAGGCCAUCGUUCCGUAGGAGGCGUCCGAGUGUCCAUAUAUAACGCCGUAACAGAAGAAGAGACGGACCAACUCAUUUCUUACAUGGAACAGUUUGCAGGACGGCACGAAGUUAACCAGGAGUGAACGGAGCAUUAUUAGGAAAAUCAUGGGUAAUUUGACGGUUUGGACUCGAGUUUAACGUGCAGCUAUCCAUUUGUAUUACCCAACAACCAGAGCAUACGCCAGGCAUCAACUGCAUGGAUGUUUUCGUGAUAAUUUUAUUUCAAAAACCUGAUAUAGCACAGGCAGAAAAAUUCACUAGGCAUAGCCGUCCUGAUUCGGAGUUGUUCGAAGUAUUUUUUUUCACGACGACAAGGUGGAUAGGUCGCUAGGCGAGGGACUUAUUCAUUUGGUCGUUGUCAACUUGUGGCUUCAGAGACUAAUAAUUGUCACUUUGACGUGAAGAGGACGUCCUGCGCUGGAGAAGAUGAAUGUGGCGGAUGUACUUGGACUCGUCCCACGUAGAACCGUACGGUACAGGCAGGAUUGAUAUCAACCACAAUUGCACGAUACUUACUGUAUUUCAGGGAAACCUGAGGACGUCGUAGGUCAGGUCAAAGUCGUUUUCGAGUCUAG
Molecule: messenger RNA, 2818 nt
Organism: Suillus subaureus
Lineage: Eukaryota; Fungi; Basidiomycota; Agaricomycetes; Boletales; Suillaceae
Product: pyridoxal phosphate-dependent transferase
Exons: 14
Coding region: 158-2326 (722 amino acids)
Biological process (GO): L-serine biosynthetic process
Cellular component (GO): cytoplasm
Molecular function (GO): O-phospho-L-serine:2-oxoglutarate transaminase activity; pyridoxal phosphate binding
Source: RefSeq, a predicted model, not a curated record